Messenger RNA from Australozyma saopauloensis, 693 nucleotides. RefSeq names its product putative monooxygenase. The transcript has a single exon. Gene Ontology annotation, molecular function: 3-demethoxyubiquinol 3-hydroxylase activity. Gene Ontology annotation, biological process: ubiquinone biosynthetic process. NCBI's taxonomy places the organism in Eukaryota, Fungi, Ascomycota, Pichiomycetes, Serinales, Metschnikowiaceae. Bases 1 to 693 code for a protein of 230 amino acids. Gene Ontology annotation, cellular component: mitochondrial inner membrane. The record is from RefSeq and is a predicted model, not a curated record.
AUGACUUUUGCCCGUUCGUUAUCGACCAGCUCCAAAAGCCUCGCUAAAACAGCCAAAACUGCUGCAAAGCCAUCUGAAAUCGUCUAUGGCCCCCUCUCCAAGGCCCAAAAAGCAUACCUUGACCGCGUGAUCCGUGUGGAUCAAGCAGGAGAGCUCGGCGCCAACUAUAUAUACAGAGGCCAAUAUAUGGUCCUAGCUGCUCAAUAUCCACACUUGAAACCGGUAUUGCGUCAUAUGUGGGACCAGGAGAUUCACCACCACAACACCUUCAAUCGUCUCCAGACACAGAGAAGAGUUAGACCAUCGUUGUUGACUCCAUUUUGGAAAAUGGGAGCAGUGGCCAUAGGAGCAGGUACAGCGCUCAUUGGCAAGGAGGCAGCAAUGGCAUGUACUGUUGCCGUUGAGACGGUGAUCGGUGGCCACUACAACCAGCAGUUGCGUGUGUUGACGAACCAGUAUGGCGUAAAUGUAUAUGAUAAAGAGACAGGAGACAAAGUGGCCGGCGAGGAGUUGAAGAUUUCGCCAGAAAUCCAGGAAAUGUCUGAGACUAUCAGCACAUUUAGGGAUGAUGAGCUCGAGCAUUUGGACACGGCGGUGGCCCAUGAUGCAGACAAGGCUGUGCCAUACAUGCUUUUGACCGAGGGCAUCAAGAUGGUCUGCAGAGGAGCCAUCUGGACCGCAGAAAGAAUCUAA